AUGAGGAAACUUACAUCUUCAACCACCAUUGGUUCGAAGCGCAAGCAUCCCAGCAACAACCAAGAGAAUGAAAAUCGUACUGUCAUUGAUGAAUCGUACAUGUCGUCCAUUGAAUUCAGCAACAAUACAAACAAUCGUACACCCCUACGUGGUGUUUUCCAAAGUUCGUUAAGUACGCCUUUAAGUAUUGUGACAAAUGCAAAUUGCGGUCAAGUCAAUGUGGCCGCCGGCAAUCCGCCUACAUCUAACCGUCAAAAUUACUGCUUCGACUUAAAUCUAUCACCAGAGUCGCAGAUAGGGAUGGACAGUAAUUGUUGCAUUACAAAUGACAAUAAUAUGCAAACAGCCCUGGUAGGGCCGGAUAGUGAAACCAUCCCGCAUUACCGAAAUUUGAUGACAGAUUUUCAGGAAGUUGUUGAACCGUUACAUGACAAUAUGCCCUCAAUUAAUGAUUAUUAUUUUGAUCUUGGUGGUCCAGAGCAUCUUUGCGAGCAUUGUAAUUCAUUUUUUUGGUACAAUGAACGGUCAAGCAAUUCAAAGUCACGUGAAAGUCCAAAAUACUCUGCGUGUUGCGUCAAUGGUAAAAUAAAGUUGCCAUUUAUGACAAAGCCUCCUCAAAAGCUAUAUGAGCUAUUCUUUACAUCAAACGAUAAAAACAGAUGUUUUUUAAAGAAUAUAAGGUCAUAUAACAGCAUGUUCUGCUUUACGUCGAUGGAUGGAAAAAUUGACAGAACUAUUAACAACAGAACAUCGCCUCCUAUAUUUCGUAUAAAUGGUCAAAAUUUUCAUCGGAUUGGAAGCUUAUUACCUUCAGAUGGCAUUCAACCGAAAUUUGCCCAAUUAUACAUUCACGAUACAGAGAAUGAGAUAGACAAUCGCUUAAACUCUGUGAGGGCCGAAAACAAUGGUUCUGCAUUGCAUAGUGAGGUAGUACAUGACAUUAAGCAAGUGCUAGAUGAACACAAUGUGUUGGUUAAGUCAUUCCGAAUGGCCAAGUCGUUUCUGGAGUCUAAUCCUCAACGUCAAAUUAGAAUAAGACUAAUAGGAAAGAGGACUAAAGAUGCCAGGACUUAUGCAUUACCAACUACUUCCGAGGUUGCUGCACUCAUUGUUGGAGAUAUAGACCCGUACAUGGGUCAACGGGAUAUUGUUGUCGAGUGUAGGUCUGGAGCCCUGAAACGAAUAAAUGAAUUAAACCCGGCAUAUUUACCACUGCAAUACCCAAUCUUAUUUCCAUACGGGGAGGAUGGUUUUCGAGAAGAUAUACAUUUUGCAACACUUGGUACAAAACAAGAUUUUGCAAGAAAGAGUGUUUCACAAAGAGAGUACUUCGCAGUCCGUAUCCACGAAAGAUCAAAUGAGAUCUCAACAAUAAUGUAUGCUAAAAGGUUAUUCCAACAAUUCUUGGUUGAUGCGUAUACUAUGGUUAAAUCUUCGAGGUUGCUCUAUAUUAGGUCAAAUCAAAAAACUUUGAGGUGUGAGGCGUACAAAGGGCUGUCUGAUGCGCUGACGCGCGGUGAAGUUCAACCCAGCUCGACAGGAAAAAGAAUAAAAUUACCAUCAAGUUUCACCGGAGGAGCAAGAUACAUGAUACAGAACUAUCAAGACGCCAUGGCAAUUUGCAGAUUCAUAGGUUAUCCAAAUCUGUUUAUUACUUUUACAUGUAAUCCUAAAUGGCCCGAGAUACAACGAUUCUUGGAGAAAAGAAACUUGAAAGCUGAAGAUCGUCCCGACAUUGUCUGCCGUGUUUUCAAACUUAAGCUAGACUGUUUAAUCAAAGAAAUAAAAAAUGGGAAACUAUUUGGUCGCGUAAAGGCAGUAAUAUACACGAUUAAAUUUCAAAAACGUGGUCUUCCGCAUGCUCACAUAUUACUGUUCCUACAAGCGACCAACGACUUUGCCAACCCGGCUUUUAUGGAUACGAUCAUUUCAGCCGAGAUUCCCGACAAGCGUUCAGACAUUGAGUAUUACCAAGCUGUCGAAGAAUUCAUGCUGCACGGCCCAUGUGGUGCUGCAAGGAGUAAAUCCCCGUGCAUGGCAAAUGGCAAGUGUUCAAAGCAUUUUCCAAAAAGAUACAUUGAUGCAUCACAUUUUGACCAAGAUGGUUACCCGUUGUAUCGAAGAAGGGAUGAUAAGAGGACAAUCAAAAAGAAUGGAAUAGAGUUGGAUAAUAGAUAUGUUGUACCACAUAAUCGGUACUUGCUUUUGAAAUAA
Molecule: messenger RNA, 2214 nt
Organism: Ipomoea nil (Japanese morning glory)
Lineage: Eukaryota; Viridiplantae; Streptophyta; Magnoliopsida; Solanales; Convolvulaceae
Exons: 7
Coding region: 1-2214 (737 amino acids)
Source: RefSeq, a predicted model, not a curated record